Asterias rubens (European starfish) is the source of this 1059-nucleotide messenger RNA. Its product is annotated as bombesin receptor subtype-3-like. Gene Ontology annotation, biological process: G protein-coupled receptor signaling pathway. Gene Ontology annotation, molecular function: neuropeptide Y receptor activity. The transcript has 4 exons. NCBI's taxonomy places the organism in Eukaryota, Metazoa, Echinodermata, Asteroidea, Forcipulatida, Asteriidae. Gene Ontology annotation, cellular component: membrane. The record is from RefSeq and is a predicted model, not a curated record. The coding region runs from base 1 to 1059 and encodes 352 amino acids.
AUGCCCCUGGUUAGUAAAUUCCUAAUUCUAAAAGGAGGGAGAGAGGGGGGGGGGGGGGAAGGUUGGUCAGUUGGAGGCAUUGAGGAUAGCGCCGUAGUCCGUACAGCAUACGGCAUUAUCAGCAUCACCGGUAUCAUAGGAAACACUCUCAUCUGCUUAAUACUACUGCGUUUCCGUCAGAUGCGAACGAGCACGAGUUACUUCGUGGUGCACCUCUCCGUGGUGGAUCUCCUGUCCUGCAUUAUGGUGGUACCGGUUCACCUCUUCCCGUCCCCGCCAUCGAUGGCCGGAAAGUUUGGCGAUUUCGUCUGCCGCUUCUACGUCAGCAAGUACGUCAUGUGGACCUGCAUUCUGGUGUCUGUGGGCAGCCUGGUGCUCAUUAACCUGGAGCGCUUCGUGGCUAUCGUGUACCCUUUGAAAUACAAGAGACUGUACACCACCCGUAAGAUCACCAUGAUGCUCCUGGGGUGCUGGCUCUACGCCCUUGUACACAACUCUUUUUUCUUUGCCGUGUAUGAGCUUAAAGGUCCAGACGUCUGCCAGUACAUCGGCUUCCCGAGCUUGGAGGUACAAAUUGUGUUCUCGUUCUACCAUUACUUCGUGUAUUACGCUGGGCCGCUCGGGUUCAUGCUGGCCAGCAAUUGGAAGAUGGUCAACAGCCUGAAGGAACAGAUUUCCCGGCUCAACAAUCAACCCGACCGUGCAGACAAGAAGAAACUGUGGCACGCCCAGGCAGCCCACGAGCUUCAGAAGACCCUAGUCCUUGUCGUCAUCACCUACGGCAUCUGCUGGGGCCUCAACCAGACAAUGUUCUUCUGUUUCUUGCUGACCGUACCAGUAGACUUCACCCAGCCCUACUACCACUUCGGCGUCAUCCUCGGGGUCUGCAACUCUUGCUUGAAUCCACUCAUUUACACGGUGAAGAAUAAAUCUUUCCGUAAUGGUCUGAAGGCCUUGGUAUUGCCGUGCAGGGGAGAGAAGGUACACGCACACUCUGCAGCUACCACUAGCAUAUCUUUGGCCGUGUCCAACGAGGAGCAGGGUGCGGCCAACGGUUGA